CUUUGCCCUCACGGUUCGCCCAAACAGGGUAUCCCCUUAUCCUCCUUCGUCCCAGCCCCCAAUCCCUAGCCCCUCCUUUCCACCGUCCGUACCGCCGCCAGCGACCAGAAGCGCUCAAGGACCUCGGCAAUCUCCUGAUCCGGUGGGAAAUCGUCAACGAGCCAGACCAGAUCCACCGGAGCAAUCAAGAUGGAUAAUUCUCAACAACAAUAUCUAUAUUACUGUAUGUGGAAGCAACGCACACUACUUGUCCUUUUUGUAAUGUUGGUCCUUUGGUGGAGCAAGAAAAAAGAGAGGAAGAAUAGAGCUAAACGUGUCAAGUAUGGUCCACUUGUCAAGAGAGAUAUUUGGAGGAGUACUGAACUAAUUAGACUGAUCCACACCUCGGAAAGGACGUGUUUGCGCCAGCUCAGGAUGUAUCCGGCCGUUUUCUACAAGCUGUGUGCUCACCUUAGGGACAAAAAGCUUUUGGCUGACACAAUUCAUGUGUCCGUAGAGGAGCAGCUAGCUAUGUUUCUGAAAAUUGUUGGGCAAUAUCACACUCAUUCCUCUGUAGGAUUUGCAUUGUGGCGAUCUGAAGAGACAGUGAGUAGGUAUUUUAACAUCGUCCUAUGUGCCCUUGUGAAGUUAGCCCGUGAAAUAAUCUGCACUCGGUCUACAGAUACACAUGCUAAGAUCACUACCAACCCAAACAAAUUUUAUCCCUACUUUGAGGGAUGUAUAGGGGCACUAGAUGGCACCCAUAUUAGGGCACGUGUGCCUUCAAAAUAUGUGGACAGGUUUAGGGGCCGCAAGCCAUAUCCCACACAGAAUGUCCUAGCUGCCGUGGAUUUCGAUCUUAGAUUCACGUAUGUUCUAGCAGGGUGGGAGGGAUCU
Triticum aestivum (bread wheat) is the source of this 876-nucleotide messenger RNA. RefSeq names its product protein ALP1-like. The record is from RefSeq and is a predicted model, not a curated record. NCBI's taxonomy places the organism in Eukaryota, Viridiplantae, Streptophyta, Magnoliopsida, Poales, Poaceae.